UUCAGCGCGUCGAUUUCUGGGUAGAACCACUCAACAGGUGCUGUGGUGAAACUGAGCACAUGCUCACGUCAUGUCCCUUUUUGAGAGCAGAGGGUGAGAGAGAGCAUUGCAGCUAAGGGGAUGCAUGUCGCUGGAUAUAAUAUGAUGUCAUCAGACGUGUGGUCUUGUACAUGAAGCUUUAUCUGAUCAGAUGGACUGGAAACAGACCGACAGACCAAGGGAGGAUUCAAAGCUUCCUGCUCCAUGUGCCCUCUGGCCAGUGGACCUGAAAUUAACACACACUGACUGCAGUCCUGGGAAUAUGUUAGUACACUUUCAAGGUCAAUAUGCUACCAUCUGUGAGCUGGACUACAACAUUCUCAGAGUGGAAAUUCAGAACGUCCCCAAAACAACUGUAUCUGUGGAAGUUGGAGACUUCUGCUUGGUGGAAGAUUUGCAAUCUAGUCACUGGCACAGAGGAAGAGUUCAGAACAAGUCAGAAGAUUUGUUUGAUGUGUUCCUGCUGGAUCAAGGAAAUAUUCUUAGUGUUGGUCCCGAACAUUUGUCUACAAUUUCUGAUUCCUUACUCAUGCUUCCACCAAAGAUCGUCUGUGGGUUCUUUGCUAAUGUGCUGCCAGUUCAGGAAUGCUGGGACCAACCAUCGGAGGCAUACUUCUCCUCUUUGAUAGGCAGACUCAUCAAAGGAUAUAUCCAUGGCCUUCUGCCGUACAAGAUUCUUAUUCUGGAAGUGCCGGAAAUAACCAAAGAUUUAUUAAGAUUGAGCUUAGGCAGACAUGUGGAUACAGACACGUUUCUGCUACUGGUGGAACUGGAGAUAGAAGUACCAAUUCAACAAGGUUGCGAGUCUGUCCCAGAUUUGCUCAUUGAAAAGCAAAUUGCACAAGAGAUUUCCUUUAAAUCCUCUGGUUUAUGUGGCUAUGAAAAUGUUCUUUCGCUUGCUGGCCCUAAGUUGGAUGCUGGACAGAAGGAAAGAGUUCGAAUAGCUGCUGCCAUAAACCCCGGGUUAUUUUACUGCCAAACGUCCUCUGCUGCAAAGGACCUCAAAGAGAUGUCAGAAAGAUUGGCGCUCGUGUGCGAGUCAAGGAAUGGUGACAUCAGAGACAAGCCUGGCGAAAAUAUGGGCUUACUCUGUGCGAUCAAAGGCAAAGAUGAGAGAUGGCACCGAGGUUUUGUGCAAUGCCUCCCUGUUAACUCCCAAGUUCGAGUCGUGUUCGUUGACUAUGGGUAUUGUGAAUCUGUAAAAGUUGAGAAAAUCAUUCCGUUACCAUCAGAGUUUCUCCUGAGACCAGUCAUGACUUUUCCAUGUUCUCUUUCUUGUUUGGGUGACAAAGACAAAGUCACAGUGAACCAGCAGCUGGUGCUUCUCAGAAAAGGGUUACUGGGUAAGGAGCUUGUGAUUACAGUCGACGACUUAAACAAGGAAAAGAAUGUCUUUUCAGUCACGCUCGGCAACGUGGUCGAGUGUGCACCUAUCAAAACCGUACAAUCUAAAGAAGUCGAUACAAUGGCAAGCAGGGGUAUUCUCAUUAAUGCGCACCGAUUGAGUUACAGCCCACACGAGGCAAAAAAGAUGGGGAACUCGAAGAAUUUGGUUGCUUUUGAACACCUACAGGAUGGCUCUGUGUUUGAGGGUUACAUUGAGCAUGUUCAGAGUCCUCAUGAUUUCUGGAUGAGAACAGCAGAGUCCAAUGAUCGAUUCGAGGCCAUGAUGAAUAAACUGACGGAUUGGUUUAGUAGAUUACAAGUGAAUGAGGAAAUCCUUCAGGAUCCAGUGCCCGGUGAACUCUGUUGUGCCAUGUAUGAAAAAGACAGGCAUUACUACAGAGCUCUUGUGGUGGAUAUUAUUGAAUAUGGUGCUGAGGUGUUUUUCAUUGACUUUGGAAACACAGAAAAGGUGCCGAGCAUGGUGAUAAAGAAAAUACCCGAUGAAUUUACUGUGGAGCCAGAGUUUGUGCUCAAUUGUUCCUUAGCUCAUGCUGUUCCGUUGGAAGAAGUCUGGACCACUGCAGCAACAGACUUCUUCAGGAAAGCCACCUCAAAUAAAGUGAUCCUGGUUCAGGUCAUUUACAGAAGGAGUGAUGUGUAUGGUGUGGAGUUGUACGAGAAAGGGUUUGAGAAAAGUGAAAGUAUUACAAGACUUUUGACAAAUGCAAAAAUGGCAGCAUACUGGACUUUCAGUGUGAUGAAAACUCCUGGCACACCUGUAGAAGAGAAUAACAAAACGGGCAAGACAUUUGCGAGAAGGCAGUUUGCUGAGAAGUCUUGUGAAAGUAUGUCGCAGAAACGCCCCGGCGAGUUGACAAGUCAAGAAAUCGCCACGGACAAACGAGUCCACACUGAGACACAAAAAUGCCGUGAUGUAGAAAUUUUCCAAGGUCAGAAGUUUAAGCCAGGAGCUCUGAUUAGUGUCCAUUGUUCACAUGUCAGUUCCCCAUCAGAUUUUUGGUGCCAGGACAAGAAAAACAAGAAUGACUUGGACAGAUUAAUGCAAAGACUGCAAAAGUUUUACCAGACAAACACCUCUGUGUUGCUGCCCCAGACUGUAUGUUGUGCGGUCCGGUUUCACCUGGAUAAAAAGUGGUACAGGGGGUGUAUUCUUGAAGAAACGAAUCUAAACGUUAAGGUGAUUCUAGUUGACUAUGGCAUGGUUGUGCAAGAAAAGCUGCAGAACCUUCAAGCACUAAAUCCUGAGUUCCUUGAGCUUGAAUGGCAAGCAUUCAGAUGUAGUUUGUACAACUUAAUUGACCCAGUCGGAGGAGAUGUGUGGUCAGAUGAGGCAAGCACCUUGUUAAAGGAUUUUACGUCCGGAAAGUCACGUAAUCUUAAAUGCAAAAUCAUCUCCCAGCUCUUUGUUGCAAAUAAAGGCCUCUUCAAUGCGGUUGACUUGUACACGCCUGUUCAACGAGCCUCCGAACAUCUCAUAGAAAAGGGUGUUGCCAAAGAAAUACAGUGUCCAAACCAGCUACUUCCAUCUGUCUAUCCAUGCUCUUUUGUUUAUUCUUCUUUUGACAUUACCAAUGGAACUGAAGAGUUGGUGUUCCCCACGCAUGUUGUCAGUCCUUGGGAAAUCUAUGCCCAGCUGGACAGAAAUACUGAGAUUAUUGAGCAACUUAUGGACAGAGCUAUGAAGGAAAGUGAAGAGUUAGUGAGUCAGAUGCAUACCGGUAAAACUGGCAGUGUUUGCUUGGCAAAAUAUUCCGAAGAUGGCAAGUGGUACAGGUCAUUUGUUUUGCCUGCUCAAUCCAGUCUACACGUUAAUGUAUUCUUUGUAGAUUAUGGAACCAAGCAGGUUGCUGAAAAAAAGAACGUGCUAUCCAUUCCCAUAAAGGCAGUUGAUUUGCUUUUGACUCCCAUGCAAGCUUUAAGGUGUAGUCUUUUAGGUGUUCCUGAGGAAGAACAUUUGCCUGAAGUUAAUACAUGGCUUCAGAAGGCCACUCUCAACAGGGGUCUUCAAGCAAAAUUUGUAGCAAUAAACAGUAGCGGGCAUUUCCUUUGUGACCUGUUUGAUGGUGACAUUCAUAUCAAUGAGAAAGUAAGAGAGAUGUUUGCAAUUCAUGGACAAAAAGGUAAAUCUGUCAGAAAUCCGUCAAUCAGUGAUCGCUGCAAAAAAGUUGUGAAUGUAUCUUCUGUGGGCAACAAAUUCAAUACCAAGGGAAGGCAUCGUGUGGAAUCUGUAGUCAAAUCACAGAGGACACCAGGCCAUAGCAAAGUCGUACAUGGAAAUGGACAGUCUUGUCAAAAUAAAUCAUUUAAAUUAAAAGCUCCACAAACAUCUCGCAAUCUAAAUGGUGGUUCUGCAAUAAAUGGCCAGGCCAAAGAAAAAAACAGCUGGAAGCCCACUAAGCAACCGCAGAAAGAAAAGAACACCAUUUCAAGCACCGUACAGCCCUGUAAGGCGUUUCCAAAAGUUAGUGAUCUACCAGCCAUCAGAAUCACACCAGGUUUCAGAAGCAUCGGGUUCAUUUCUCACUGUAACUCGGUUGACAGCUUCUUUAUCCAACUGGAAAAGGAUGAACAAAAUAUCCUUAAAAUGAGGGAAGAACUAAACAGCAGCCCUUUCACAAAAAGUGUUGCCUCAAAUGUAAAAGUAGGGGAUCUGGUUGCUGCUAGGUAUGAGGAGGACUUGGCCUUGUAUCGAGCUGCUGUCAACAGUGUAGCAUCCAGUGGUUACCUAACAGUUGAAUUUAUUGACUAUGGAAAUACAACAACUGUUGACAAGAAGAUGAUUCACCAAUUAGCAAGCAAGUUUCUCUCUGAAGCAAGAUUAAGCACUCACUGCAAACUUCUAAAACCAUACAAAUUGGAGGAUGUUGAGUCUUUUUUCAGUGAUGCAUAUGAGAAACCUCUGAUGGUGGAGUUUGUGCAGAAUCUUGGCUAUGCCUGGGAAGUGAGCAUUCAGGGACUUGACCCUGUGCAUGAGUCGAGAGAAUCUAAUACUGCUGAAAGAAGAGAAGACAAGGUUCAAGAUUCAGGCCAAACCAAGCAAAGGCAAGCGCUGUAUGCAGCAGUACAUGAAGAUGACUCUUCCCUUACGAGUAUCUGUGAAAAGACUGAAGCAGAAACAACCAGCAUUGAAGAAAACACAAAAAUACUGGAAACUGGAACCAAAGAAAGUAAAAUGGUUCAAGAGAAAACCAUGGAAGAAGCGCAGGCCACAAGAGCCACAGAAUGCAUGCAGAAAUUAAGAACAAAUAGAAAAGCCUGUGUCUACAGACGUAAACAUGAUGAGAAACGAGGUGUUUGCCGAAGCGAUUUGCCACAGAAGCCUGAAAUACAGAUCAGUGUUGCAGAGAAUGAACUUUCCAAUAUAUCAAGCAAUUCAUGUGGUUGGUCUGGUUCAAAUAAGCAUAAAACCUCUGUUGAACUACCAGAGAGCGUAGGAGUUGAUGGACAGGAUGUUGGUAUAAACAAAUGUCAGUCUGUUGUAGAUCUGCCAACUUCAAAAGACGAUUGCCCUGCACCCGUGGCCAUUCCCCCUGAGGCGCCAGUGGACAAAGGAGAUCAGAUAAGACGUCUGUUUCUUGCACCAGUUAAAAAGGAUCACGAAUACUCAGGAUUUGCAGUAGCAGUCACCACACCUGGUGAAUUUUACGUUGUACUUGAGGACCUACUUCUCAUCAUGAAUGCUGUAUCAAAUGUCCUUGAAGACCUACCAGAAGACUUGGCUCCGUUGCCAGAGGCUCAUCUGGUUCCUGGUACCGGUUGCCUGGUAAAGCCUGAAGAAAAGAAGAAAUGGUGUAGAGCAGAGAUAGUACAACGCGAUGGCGCGUCAGUGAUCGUUAAUCUCGUUGAUUAUGGGUAUUGUGUACAUUUGGCAUGCCAAGAUGUCUGCAAACUUAAAACACUUCCUAUUGCGCUUGCUGGACUUCCGAAGAUCACUCACCCUUGCUUGUUAAGAGGAAUUAAGCCAGCUGAUGAUCUGCAGUGGUCUGACCAUGCUGCUAUGUUUUUCCAACAGUGUAUGUACCAAAAAAAUCUUAAGAUCCAUUUCAGACAGUAUGUCUCCGAGGCACAGUGGGAGGUUGAUGUUGUCACGUCCGACAGAAACGUCGCUAAAGAGGUGGUUGAUGCUGGUCAUGCGCACUACAUAGACACUGUGCUUGGAAUACGGUUUCAGCAAGGACUAGGCCAUAAAAGGGAGAUCAAGUCCAACCCUGUCUACGAAGCUACAUCUGGAAAACAUGAACACAAACAGUCAAAAAUGGAGGAAGUGCCACAUAGAUAUUUGGAAGACGUGUCCUCAAAUGAUGAUGAAGAAAUUUCCGAAGGCUGUAGUACAGAAGGAGAGACUGAAGACCCCUUCAGUGGAAGCCCUGACCAACGUGGGUCAACACAGAAAACGUAUGGUCUGAAGUCUACUUUAAGCCAAUGUGUCAGCGGACUGCAGUGAAGUCAGCAGUGGGUUUCCUGAAUGUCCCAAAACAGGAAUUUAUGCUGAGAUAUCAUUGUUUUGUUAUUUUAUUGCUUGAUUACUGGCUUAGUUGAUAUUUUGAUUGUUAAUCUCAUUCAGAAUAUUUGUUAAAUAUGAAUAUGGAAUAUGAAUAUAGAAUUUGGACUUUUUUUGUUUGUUGUCUUAAAUGUCGGUUUUAAAAACAUGGUCUUAAGAAAAAGAUCAUUUUCGUUUGGUUUAAAAGAAAAUAAGCACUUGAUUGUUGUAAUUGAGUGAAAUGUGUCAUUUUCAUUUGCGUUCUUAUAUUUUUUGGGAUUGUGCAAAAGCAGAUUUUUAUUUUUAGAUGAUGCAGUGAGCAUCAUCUGCAGUGCUUUAAUUUAUAUUUAUUUUUUAAAAUUUUUUUACAGUGCAUAUCUGUAUGUUUAGUUUUGAAAUAAUGUGUUCAGGAGUUCAAAAGAAGAUUAUGGUUUUUGACAGAAGUCGCAAGUUUAUUAUGAUAUUGUCUCAUUGUCCUGUAAAAGCAAACAAACAAAUGGCCUGUUCUUGUUCAAGGUUUGUUUUAUUACAGUAGAUUAUGCAAACAUUUAUUCCUGGAAUAAAAUGUGGGGGACAAAAUGUUGAAGAAA
Ictalurus punctatus (channel catfish) is the source of this 6516-nucleotide messenger RNA. It is a transcript of the gene tdrd15, whose product is annotated as tudor domain containing 15. The record is from RefSeq and is a predicted model, not a curated record. NCBI's taxonomy places the organism in Eukaryota, Metazoa, Chordata, Actinopteri, Siluriformes, Ictaluridae. The transcript has 5 exons. The coding region runs from base 191 to 5890 and encodes 1899 amino acids.